Molecule: messenger RNA, 1533 nt
Organism: Ichthyophthirius multifiliis
Lineage: Eukaryota; Ciliophora; Oligohymenophorea; Hymenostomatida
Exons: 3
Molecular function (GO): RNA binding; ATP binding; RNA helicase activity
Source: RefSeq, a predicted model, not a curated record
AUGUCAUCUAUUUUUAAAUAAAAUGCUAAUUAUGAAGAUGCUCGAGAAUUUAAUCCUUAAUAUAAUUAUUAAAGAAAAUAAUAAUAAAGAUCAUCUUUUAAUUAUGAAGAUCAACCAUAUUUUAACAAUUAAUAAUAAAAUUUCAAUAAUAAACAAUAGUUUGAAUAGGAAUUAAAUCCUUUAGAUUUUUCAAAGGAAGUACUUCCAUAAUUUGAAAGAAUAUUUUAUAAUAAAGAUUUAUUAUAAUAAGAGGAUUUUUAAUAAGUAGAAAACCAUCUAAAAGAAAAUCAAAUAAAAAUUAUUUCAGCCACUAACAUUCCUCCCCCUCCAUUUUUAUCAUGGAAAAAUUCUCCUCUUUGUGAUUAAUUAAAAAGUCUAGUGUAAUCUUAAGGGUUUGAAAAGCCCACAUCAAUUUAAUCAUAAUGUAUACCUAUAAUUCUUAACGGAAGCGAUCUUAUAGGAAUAGCUUAAACAGGAUCAGGAAAAACAUUAUCAUAUUUAUUACCGAUGUUAAUCCAUAUAAAUUAAAAAGAAAAAAGAGAAAGAAAAAAUCCAGUUGGCCUUAUAUUAGUCCCCACUCGUGAAUUAGCAAAUUAAGUUCAACUAGAAUGUGCCAAAUUUGGAAAAGCUUAUAAAGCUUAUUCUACUGCAAUUUAUGGGGGAGCAUCUAGAAGUGUGUAAGAGUAACAUCUUUAAAAGAAACCUGAAAUAGUAGUAGCUACUCCAGGAAGAUUAAUAGAUUUUGUUUAAAGCAAAGCUGUUGAUUUAAGGACUAUCACAUAUUUAGUUUUGGAUGAAGCAGAUAGAAUGCUUGAUAUGGGAUUCGAACCUUAAAUAAGAAAAAUUUUGGGAUAAAUACGACCUGAUAAAUAGAUGAUUAUGUUCUCAGCUACAUGGCCAAAAGAAAUUAAAAAUUUAGCUUAUGAAUUUUGUCAAGAAAAACCCGUUCAUGUGCAAAUUGGAGAAAAUGAUUUAAAUGUUAAUACAGAUAUUUAAUAAUAAUUUGAGUUAAUUGAUUAAAAUUAAAAAUUAUAAAGAUUACAAGAAAUUAUUUAAGAAAAAGCUGAUAAUAAAACUCUUAUUUUUACAUCUACUAAAAGAAGUUGUGAUUUUUUAGAAAUGACUUUAAAAUCUUAAAAAAUAAGCUGUCUUUCUUUACAUGGUGAUAAAAGUUAAAGUCAAAGAGAUUAUAUUAUGUAUAAAUUUAGAAGUGGAUAAGUAUAAAUUUUACUUGCUACAGAUGUUGCUUCUCGAGGAUUAGAUGUUAAAGAUGUUAAACUUGUUAUUAAUUAUGAUUUACCUUAAAAUAUUGAAGACUAUGUUCAUAGAAUUGGAAGAACUGGAAGGGCUGGUGCUUAAGGAUAAUCAAUUUCUUUUUUUGAUAAAUAAAAUGACAUGAUGAUUGGCAAAAAAAUUAUUUAAUUAUUAAAGUAACAUCACAUAUAACCAAGCUCAGAGUUUGAAUAAAUAAUAAAAUAAGGUUAUUAAUUUUUUAAAUAUAUUUAUUAAUUUUAUUUAAUUUAGAUUAAUUGA